AUGAUUGGCUACGACAUGUCAUGGGCUUCGUUCCAUGUCCUUGAGGUCAUGUCCUCGCCCAAGUACCACCACAAGCGCGUCGGAUACCUUGGCGCUGUACAGAGUUUUCGGCCAGACACCGAGGUCCUCAUGCUCGCCACAAAUCUGCUCAAGAAGGACCUUGGUUCGCCUACCCCGACCGUCAUGUCGCUCCCUAUUGCUACCCUCCCCCAUCUCAUCACGCCCUCUCUCGCCCUCUCCACCCUUUCCGACCUCCUCCCGCGAUUGAAUCAUAGCCACUCCAACAUCCGCAAGAAGACGCUCGUGACCCUCUACCGCCUGGCCCUGGUCUACCCCGAGGCCCUCCGUGCUGCGUGGCCCAAAAUCAAGGAGCGCCUCAUGGACCCUGACGAAGACCCCAGCGUCACCGCAGCCAUUGUCAAUGUCAUCUGCGAGCUGGGAUGGCGACGGCCAAAUGACUUCCUGCCUCUGGCCCCGCGCCUCUUUGAGCUGCUCGUAGACGGCGGCAAUAACUGGAUGGCCAUCAAGCUCAUCAAGCUUUUUGCGACCUUAACACCUCUCGAGCCCCGCCUCGUCAGGAAGCUCUUGCCCCCCCUGACAACCAUAAUCCGCACCACCCCUGCCAUGUCUCUGCUCUAUGAGUGUAUCAACGGCAUCAUUCAAGGCGGUAUUCUAGGUGCGGACGACUCUGGAAGUGAAGAGAUUGCCAGACUUUGCGUCACGAAAUUGCGCGGCAUGAUUAUGGUUGAUGGUGACCCCAACUUGAAAUACGUUGCGCUACUCGCCUUCAACAAGAUUGUCGUCACCCACCCAUUCCUCGUCUCACAGCAGGAAGACGUCAUUCUAGAAUGCAUCGAUAGCCCAGACAUCACCAUUCGCAUACAGGCCUUGGACCUGGUCAAGGGCAUGGUUAGCGGCGAGAAUUUGAUAUCAGUCGUCAGCCGCUUGAUGAAGCAGCUCAAGAUAUCCAUGCCUACCACGAGCAGCGACGACUUGGCCGCCCGGUCCAGCGACCCGGACAUGGACUCGGAGGGAGAACCGACUCCACCCGGGGCGUCCGAAAGCCAAAAGUCAACCCUACCAGAAGAUUACCGUAUCGACGUCAUCACCCGUAUACUAUACAUGUGCUCUAAGGACAACUACGCCAACGUUACAGACUUUGACUGGUACAUCGAUGUCCUGACGCAGCUUGUGCGCAUGGUCCCAGCUUCUCGUAUCACCGCCGCGCAGUUACGGUAUGCUAGGCCUGUCAGCGACGUUUCAGAGAGCAUCGGCGACGAGCUGCGCAACGUGGCCGUCAAGGUCCGGGCUGUGAGGCCCGCGGUUGUACAGGCAUCCGAAAUCGUCCUGACUCAGUUAAGCACGGAUGUUCCCGCAGGCCAUCCGGUGUCCUCGCGUGCCCUGAAGUCAGUAUCAUGGAUAUUGGGCGAAUACGCCUCGCUUCUUGGCUCCGCAGACGACACCCUCAAUGGCCUGCUGCAGCUGCUGCCCAGGUCCAAUGUUCCUGAUGUUACCACAAGCAUUCUCCAGGGGACAGUUAAGGUCUUCUCAUCUAUCGCGGGCAGCAGUCUGGAGUCCUGGUCGGCUGAAAGGAAGACUAAGAUUUGCCUCCUCCUGGCUCGUUUAAUCCACACACUGGAACCCGUCACCCUCCACCCGAGUCUUGAGGUUCAGGAGCGCACUGUCGAGUUUGUCGAGCUGCUCAAGUUGACGUCGGAAGCCUCGGAGGGCCAGUCUGCCUCGACCGAUGGCUCUCACCAAGACCCCCCACUGCUGCUCACGCAGGCCAUGCCGUCUCUAUUCACCGGAUGGGAGCUUAACUCAGUCGCCCCCAAGGCGCAGAUCCAUGUCCCACUGCCUGAAGGCAUAGACCUGGACGAGCCAAUUCAUCACAACCUCGACAGUCUCCUCUCGAAGGCGAAGUUUGCUGUCCUCGAAGAUCCCGAGAGUGACGAUUUUGAGGUAUUCUACCACCAGCGCCCGCCGCCCGUGGCCAUGUCUUCUGCCAUGGCACCGGCUAUCACCAGACUGGUGGAACCCCCCGAAGACGUGGGCUCCUCCUACCAAUCUGCUUCGGAAGACAACUAUCUGGACGCAGACAUUGUUGCGCGGAGGAAAGCAGAGCGCCUGGAGAGGAACAAGGACGACCCGUUCUACAUUCCUGCGGGCGGCGGUGCAACUCGCACCUCGACGCCCAUUCACAACAUCCUGCAGGACAACAACGGACCCGACCUGGAUAUUGACUCGAUACCCAUCAUGCAGCUGGACCUGGGCAAGGCAUCUAGCACACCUGGGACGCCCGGCACACCUGUGAUACCGGCCGAGAGACCGCAGUCGAAGGCUAAGCGCAGGGUUGUCGUCGCCACGGACGAGACGCUCGAGGGCAGCGACAGUGGCCCUAGCCGAACGUACGGCUCAGAGAACAACUCUGAAAGGGGCAACCGCAGUGCCAGCGCCGCCACGGCCAGGAAGAUCAAGCAGGGUCUUCUCGGCGUCGACUCAAGCACCAUCGGCUCGUUUAGCCUAGAAGGCGAGUCGUCGAUCGGGGUCGACCAUGAGCGUCGUCAGCGAGAGGAGGCCGAGAUGCAGCAGGCGGUCAAGGAGGUGGAGCGACUACGGCUCGAGAUGCAGCGCGCCAACGAGAGGGUCAAGGCCCCCCAGGGUGCCGGUGCAGAGGGUACAGUGGUCAAGAGGAGGAAGCCGAAGAAGGCAACAGCAGCAGCAACCGGCGAUGCUCAAGGGUCGAAAGCGAAACCCGUCAAGAAGAAGAAGAAGAAGAAGCCUGCAGAAGGUGAAGGGCAAGAAGAGGCAGCUGCAGGCGAGGGUGAUGACAUAGUAGCGAAGCUGGUCAAGAAGAAGAAGAAGCGGGUAGCCCAAGUAGAAGAAGAUGAGAGUGCGCAGGUCUAG
Molecule: messenger RNA, 2907 nt
Organism: Geosmithia morbida
Lineage: Eukaryota; Fungi; Ascomycota; Sordariomycetes; Hypocreales; Bionectriaceae
Product: AP-3 complex subunit delta
Exons: 3
Coding region: 1-2907 (968 amino acids)
Biological process (GO): Golgi to vacuole transport; protein targeting to vacuole
Cellular component (GO): membrane coat; AP-3 adaptor complex; endosome membrane
Source: RefSeq, a predicted model, not a curated record